This is a messenger RNA of Branchiostoma floridae (Florida lancelet), 1533 nucleotides long. RefSeq names its product transforming growth factor-beta-induced protein ig-h3-like. The transcript is spliced from 6 exons. The coding region runs from base 25 to 915 and encodes 296 amino acids. Gene Ontology annotation, molecular function: cell adhesion molecule binding. NCBI's taxonomy places the organism in Eukaryota, Metazoa, Chordata, Leptocardii, Amphioxiformes, Branchiostomatidae. Gene Ontology annotation, cellular component: extracellular matrix. The record is from RefSeq and is a predicted model, not a curated record. Gene Ontology annotation, biological process: cell adhesion; extracellular matrix organization.
UGAGUUAUAAUUCAAACUACCGCCAUGAGGUUUUUGCUUCUACUUCUCCCUCUCUGCUGCUUGGUUGGCGCACAGAACGAUGUAGUUGAUGUUAUGAAUAACCUCGGUUUAAGGACCGCGGUGCAGCUACUGGGGGUGGCAGACCUUAUCUCAACAUUGCAAGACAGAGAGUCGUGCACGGUGUUUGCACCAACGGAUGAGGCGUUUGCUAAUCUCCCGACUGAUCUGAAGGAGCAUUUACUGUCCAGCAAAAUGUUUCUAAUAGAGGUACUAAUGUUCCAUGUAAGCCCCAAUACAACCAUGUCGAACGACUGGAAGAACAAUAAGCUAGUAAUGACUCUCCUGGAAACCCUGUACAUUCGAAUCAACAAGUACCCAUCGACUAAAGCAACCACAGCUAACGGGGGCUUGGUCAGUAAACCAGACAACAAGGCCAGUAACGGGGUUGUUCACGUGAUCGACCAGAUUCUGUACCCUCUACCCUUCGAUAGCAUCGCCAACGAAGUAGGCAUGGUCGAGCAAUUGUACCAGUUGAGCGAAGUCAUCGCCAAGGCUGGUUUUGGAAAAAUCUUGAAUGAUGACGGACCUCUCACUUUCUUUGCUCCAACCGACGACGCUUUCCAGAAGCUCCCCAACGCUACUCUACAAAACCUCUUGAAAAACGUGACGGCACUGUCAAACGUUCUGUCCUAUCACGUCGUCAGGGGAGUCUACUACAAGGCAGGCUUGAGCGAUGGGGAACAGCUAGUGACCCUACAGUCAGGAAUACUUGAAUGUCAUGUAAAUCGUACAUCUGGUCUGGGAACGCAGGUGGAGAUAAACAACGGAAAGAUCGCCGGGCUUGUUAUCCCAGCACUGAACGGACCGGUACAUAUGAUUGACACCGUCCUCUUACCUCCGAACUGGAAUGUUUAAAACACGUUUAGAUUCUAGGUUUAGAUUUUUGGAAAUUUCAGACAAUGCUGUAGACGGCUAACCGAAGCUGCUUAGCUGAUGGUGGGUGCAAACACAUACAAAACACGUUUGAACGACUCCAACUGUAUGAACGGUCGAAAUUACUGAAGUUCAAUUGUCACCGUCCUUCAUACAGAAUCUUUGGAAUUAAUGACUGGAAUUUUAGUUGAUAAAGUCGACUAUCAUUAGCAUCAAUAUUUUCUUAGCUUUGUCUAAAAUUUGUUUUGACUUCAUUUGCAUGCGAAUUGUCGAUUUUCAUUAAAAUUUGCUGAAUAACGAGACUAAUUUUGCGUGUAGGCAAUUCGUACUCGGACCCCAAACCACACAGUCUGCUACCGAGAAUACGUUAUAUAUGUGUGACUCUAGAACACAAAAGCGUGCUUGCGUAGCUAGUCCAAAAGCGUGCUUGAACAUGUUUUGGUAACCAAACACCAGCACCUGAAAUGUAUUCCUUUUGAACCUGAGAAGCCCCGUACCAAGAAGAACUGACGUAUAAGGAAGUAUGUAUAUGGAAAAGUCAGUUACCUUUUAUUUUUCUCAUGUGUAGGGGAGGAAGGGUUUUCUUAUGCUAAAUCACCA